UGCAAGCAUGAGCUCGGGCCUGUACGAGCGGCAGAUGAAGUGGAAGCGCCAUGGCGAGAAGAAGCUAGCGCUGGAAGCUCGGCGCCUCGACGACGACCGCCAUGGCCCGUGCACGUUCACGCCCAAGACGAACCGCGAGUCGCGUGCGCGAAUACCAGACGCGAGCAAGCUCACGCACCGCGCCGAAGUCCACGCGAUGCAGACGCAUGUCGCGCGGCAGCACAAGGCGCGCCAAGUGCAGGACGAAGCGUCCAAGCGCGCGUACUUUCUCUCGACCAACAAGAACUUUGAGCUCACGACGACGUGCAAGCCAUUUCCGCUGAGCAAAACGAACCGCGUCUCCCGCAGCCCGACGCGGCAGCGCGCGCAGUCUCUCUCGCCGCGCAAGUCCGAGUCGAUGCACCACCACGGCGGGCGCAAGCAGUCGGCGCCCGACACGCCGACCCACCGCGAUUCGCCGCGGGCGUCGUCGUUUGUGCAUAUGUCGUCCAACAACGACCUCGACCGACAAGUGCAACGGGUCCUCGACCACCGCGGCGCGCUCGACGACAAGGCCUGGGACAAAGAGCGCAGCGUGCUCCUGAGCAUCAUUGACGCCCAGCGCCACGAGCUCAAGCUGCGCGAGAAGGUUCACAGCGACGCGGCCAAGAUCGCCGACAAAUUCGCCACGUCCGUUUUGGCGUUUGAAGAGCGGCUUGUUGCGAUCGAGACCAAACACCGUGCCGAGCUGAGCGAGAUGCGCCGGACCAUGGAGCGGUCGCAGGCGUCGCUGCAGCAAAUUCUGCAUGCGCUCGGUGUGCCAUCAUCGAGCGAUGACAAGCCACCGACGUCCAAAUCGAUGAGCAAGCUCGAGAAAGCAUCCACGUAACAUGAACAAGUAGAGCACAUGCAUGACGA
Messenger RNA from Saprolegnia diclina VS20, 897 nucleotides. RefSeq lists its product as hypothetical. The record is from RefSeq and is a predicted model, not a curated record. NCBI's taxonomy places the organism in Eukaryota, Oomycota, Saprolegniomycetes, Saprolegniales, Saprolegniaceae. Bases 8 to 868 code for a protein of 286 amino acids. The transcript has 7 exons.